AACUGCUCCAGGCUUGCCAUCGACAACUAAUUGUACUACUAAUUCAACACGAGGAACAGCUCACCAUGGCUCAGACGAAAUACCAGAACUCUCUGGCUUUCGAUCUCUCCUCGUUGAAUCCACCUUCCGAUUUCGGUCCAAGACUGGGCAAGCUAUCUCUCAACCGCCCCGACGCGAUGCUGGAAAUUCUGACGCCAGGCAUCAUCACAUCAACAUCGCGUGGUGUAGUCCCACAUCUUUCUCGGGAUAAUACUCGCGCGACUGAUGCUAUACGAUGGGUUCACGUACCUUUCGAGACAUUCUUAGAACACUCCCCUCCUGUUCCUAUCCUCCAACCAGGCCCACAUCCCCUACAUAAAUUUCUUGGAUUCCUACCAAGAAAGCACAUCGUGACGAUGUCUCUUCGGGAUCCGUUCGAUGCCCGUGAAAUGCCAUCAAACGGCAACAAUUUUGUCACCGCCUACUGCAUACGAGGCGUCCGACAGGUGGGACGGAGCGAUUGGCGCAAGUAUGUGCUGGCCUGCGACCCAGACAUCGUGAUCGCGCUCCCUGAUAUCCCCUUCACGCCUGGGCCGCACUCCCAGAAGCGAGUAAUGAAGAGCAUCGAACGGUCUACCGCAUGGCUGUCCGACCUCUUGCAGCCUAUUCCUCUCGACAGUGACGCUCGGACGGACAAAUCGGAGUCUCAUCCAGCGCCACGGCUGAAUGUCUUCGUGCACAUGGCCGGUGGUACGGCCACAACGGCUCGAGAAGCAUUUUCUCAAUCCCUCGUAGAGCCUCUUUAUGGAAACGAAACUUCGUCUAUCAGACCCUUCAAAACGUUCGAUGAAGGCGUCGCAGGAUACACCUUUGACCUCAUCCCGCUUCAUCAGUCGCUCUCCACCCCACCUCCAUCGAUAACACCCACACCCGCGCCAUCCCGUACACCUACGCCCUUCAUCGCAUCCUUGUCUCCUCUCCCCAGAAGCAAGCCUCGCAUCGUGCACUCUGCUGGCUCACCGCAUGAGAUGCUAGUCCUCAUACGAGACGUCGGGAUUGACCUUUUCGACGCGCACUGGGCGCAGCGCGCAGCUGACAUCGGGGUCGCGCUCGACUUCGUCUUCCCUACUGCUUCCUCCGCCGAGCCAGAACCCUCACAGAAAAACCUCGGACACAAUCUAUACGACACUCGCUACGCGAAAGACUUCUCUCCCUUUUCAGAUGUCCUUCGUACUUCUCGGGAUCAGGACUCCAGCGAUGUUGACGUUCUGCCAUCCUGUCCCUGCAUCGCGUGUUCUCCAACACGCCCGUUGCACCCCAUCCACCAUAGCGCGCUCGACGGCCCUACUCUUGUGACUCCAUCAUCCACUCCUCCGCCUGCCCCUUUCACCCGCGCAUACGUACACCAUCUCCUCCAUACUCACGAAAUGUCCGCGCACACCCUCCUCGCCUCACAUAACCUCUCCAUGCUCGAUAUCUUCUUCGGUGACGUGCGUCGUUUACUCGUAGAGCGCCCAGAGGAGUUCGAAGCUGAGGUCGCGAAGUUUGUGAAGCUUUACGAUGGGAGUCUCAAAGUAUUCGGGGAGGCGAAGAAGUGCUGGGCGGAGGUGGAGCUGGCUAGGGGCAAGGGGAGGCUGGCGCGGGAAAAGCAGAAACAAGAUGAGGAUACGUUGGGUACCGCAGUGGAAUUGUGAUCUAUAUACAGAGGUGAUCUCAGCCUGCCCG
This is a messenger RNA of Heterobasidion irregulare TC 32-1, 1704 nucleotides long. RefSeq lists its product as uncharacterized. Gene Ontology annotation, molecular function: pentosyltransferase activity. The record is from RefSeq and is a predicted model, not a curated record. Lineage: Eukaryota; Fungi; Basidiomycota; Agaricomycetes; Russulales; Bondarzewiaceae. Bases 66 to 1673 code for a protein of 535 amino acids. The transcript is spliced from 4 exons.